AUGGGGCCUCCAACGAUGGUCACCUUUGGAACGCCCGACAUUGAGGCAUUAUUAGAGCUGAAUCCGAGGGUGAAUCAAAGCGCCCAUUUGGUACCGAGUUCAGUCACAAAGAAGGAAAAAUUAAAAUGGAAACGGAAUGCGGAUAAAUCGUGUAAGACGUGUUCGAAUGACUACGUGAAUGAUUUUCGUGAUGUGAAGCACACAACUUUAUCGGAAAGAGGUGCCUUAAGGGAGGCUAUGCGCUGUCUGAAAUGCGCAGAUGCUCCGUGUCAAAAGAGUUGUCCCACACAACUUGACAUUAAGACCUUCAUCACAAGUAUCGCUAAUAAGAACUAUUACGGUGCGGCACGUCAAAUCUUCAGUGACAACCCACUCGGUUUAACGUGCGGAAUGAUUUGUCCAACAUCAGAUCUUUGUGUUGGAUCGUGCAAUUUGUAUGGAACUGAAGAGGGACCCAUCAAUAUCGGUGGAUUGCAACAGUUCGCCACUGAAGUGUUCAAGCAAAUGAACAUCCGUCAAAUUGUCUCUAAAGAAGUGAUCGCUUCACGAAAUGCCGCACAUCAAUAUCCCAUAGCGUUGUUGGGCUGUGGCCCAGCCAGCAUCUCGUGUGCUAGUUUCUUGUGUCGUCUUGGAUAUACUGACGUUACAAUCUAUGAGAAGAAUGACUUUAUUGGAGGAUUGAGUUCCUCCGAAAUUCCACAAUAUCGUUUGCCAUAUAAUGUGGUCGAUUUUGAAAUACAGCUGGCCAAGGACAUUGGUGUAAAGGUAUGCAUCUAUCUUGAAAGUAUCAUAUAG
Messenger RNA from Anisakis simplex (herring worm), 795 nucleotides. The record is from the annotation of a GenBank genome assembly. Lineage: Eukaryota; Metazoa; Nematoda; Chromadorea; Rhabditida; Anisakidae.